Messenger RNA from Strongylocentrotus purpuratus (purple sea urchin), 9086 nucleotides. Its product is annotated as protein phosphatase 1 regulatory subunit 12A. Lineage: Eukaryota; Metazoa; Echinodermata; Echinoidea; Camarodonta; Strongylocentrotidae. Gene Ontology annotation, cellular component: cytoplasm. The transcript has 26 exons. The record is from RefSeq and is a predicted model, not a curated record. Gene Ontology annotation, molecular function: phosphatase regulator activity; protein kinase binding; enzyme inhibitor activity. Gene Ontology annotation, biological process: signal transduction. Bases 43 to 2910 code for a protein of 955 amino acids.
CGAAAUGCAUGCUGGGAACGGGUGAGGUAGCGGCUAGCAAAGAUGGCGGACGGUGAGGUUAGCUCCGCCGGUGGGAAGCCGAAAUCGGCGCUUAUGCGCCGCCAUGAACAACUUCAACGCUGGAAAGAUUCGGAAUUUGAUAGAGAAGCGGCUGAAAGAAAUGCAAAGAAAGCUAAAGUGAAAUUUGCGGCAGGAUGUGUGUUUCUAGCGGCCUGUGCAAGCGAGGAUUUGGAUGAGAUCCAAUCUCUUAUAAAGAGAGGAGCGGACAUAAAUUAUGCUAAUAUCGAUGGCUUGACUGCCCUGCAUCAGGCUGUCAUCGAUGAGAAGAUUGACAUGGUGGAGUACCUGUUGGAACAUGGGGCAGAUAUAGAAGCACAGGACAAUGAGGGCUGGACCGCACUCCAUGCCGCGGCUUCCUGUGGAUUUGAAGAUAUUGCAACGUAUUUAAUAGAAAACGGGGCCGACUUAGUAGCAUGCAAUAAUGAGGGGGAAUUACCAAUGGAUUUGGCAGAGGAGGAGGACAUGGAGGAAUUUUUACAAGAUGAAAUGGAUAAACAAGAUUUAGACGUAGAUCAGGCAAGAACGGAGGAGCAUGACAAGAUGCUAGAAGACGCCAAACAAUGGGUCAACAGCAAAAAAGUCACGGAUAGGCGGCAUCCAAAAACAGGUGCCACCUCCCUCCAUGUCGCUUCAGCUAAGGGAUAUAUCAAAGUUAUGGAACUUCUUAUACAGGCCGGGGUGGACGUGAACGCAAAAGAUAACGACGGAUGGACGCCUCUCCACGCGUCGUCGCAUUGGGGUCAUAAAGACGCCUGUGAAGUUUUAGUAAAAGCCAUGUGCGAUAUGGACACAAAAAACAAAUUAAAUCACACAGCAUUCGAUUUAGCAGACGAAGAAAUUCUCAAAUGGCUCGAGGAACUCAAAAAGAAACAAGCAUCAAUGAAGAAGGACGAGCCAACCGCUCCCAGGAUCGAUACAAAGAUACCUCCACCACUGAAACGAAGACACCGUUUGUCAUCGUCAGGUAGCGGAUCGUCUGUUACUCGAAUAAGCGUUCCUGAUCGUAACAUGCUCCUACAUCAAGACAUGGCCAAGGAACGGAAAGAGCUAGAAAAGAAAAUGCACGGAGGGGAUAAGGUCAAGAAGACGAUGGAAUCGUCGAGUUCUAGCGAAGAGGAGAGCGAAAGCGAAGAGGAAAGUUCGGAGGAAGAGAGUGAAGAGGAGAAGAACAGUGACAAGAAUCCGACCCCAAGCCGAAGGCCAGUAGAGGUCAACAGUAGACUCGGCCGCCCCACGAUCACUCCUCAACCUGCCAGUCCAUCAAAGAAAGAAAUGCCUAGUUUUUCACCUAAGCCCUUAGCCCCUCAGCAAGCGCAGGUCAAGCUGCCCCCUCCCAAGCAGGCUCCCAAGCAGGACAAGAAACAAGAAGAAGAAGUCCCGGCCUGGAGGACCGGUCUCAGGAAGACCACCAGUUCCAGUACGGUCCCGGAACCCAAGAAGACCGAAACCCAGGCCGAUAAGUUGGCCCGGUCCGCUUCCACGCCCCGAAUACCAACGUCAAAGCCAGAAACUAAGCCUCCAGCACCCUGGGAGAACAAGAAGGUAACACGACCAGCGCCACCUUCCUCCACCAAAACAGUGGAGUCGGAACCGAGCAGAGAGGUGAUACUCCCCUCCCCGCGGGGAAGUGGAAGGCGCCGUAUCGCUGCCGAGAUUACCACAGAUCAGGAUAGGACGGAGCCGGCCCGGGAUCGCACUAUCCGGGACCGGGGCGUUCCCAGCGCGAUCACAACACCUAGUACUACCAACGAUACCACCUCCACCACUUGCAAUAAUAACACCCCCGUGGGUAGCUCUGCAACCACCACGGUACCAUCAUCACGAAGGUCGAUCAUGACACCGUCGAAGGAGGAGGAGUCGGAAACACAGAGGAAAGCGCGGGCAAAGAGGGAACGUUCAAGUAGGAGAUCAACGCAGGGUGUUUCAGCAGAAGAUAUAGAGAGUGCCGUCAAAUGCAAUGAACUCAAGACGCAAGAUAACAGAGUGGCUGAUAACAAUAAGCAAGAAACGCCAAGAUUGCGACCAAGGAUAUCGGCCUCUACGGUAGAGAAGAAGGAUGAGAAGCCAGAGGAACCUCAAACAAUGACCUUUGUGGCGCGACCAAGUAGGAGCACAGUCACAGACUCGACCGAUACCCCCACAGCUACGGCUAGACUAGGAAGAGCCAACAGGGAUGAUAAAUCAGCAACUGAUGAAGCGAAAGAGCGGGCGAAGGAGCGGGAGAAGGAGCGAGAGAAGGAACAGGACGCCCUGAAAAAGAACAGCACCGGUACUAGUACAGCGCUCUCCAGGAGACGGCCGAGGGAGAAGAGGAGAGACACCGGGGUAAUCUAUCGUGAAGAAGAGGAGGAUGAAGACGAGGAUGAGGAGGACGAAGAUGAUCCAUUAAAGAGUCGCCGACCGUCUCCUCUGUAUUCCUCUUAUACAACCGAUCGCUCCUCAAGGCCGUCAUCAACUAGCUCAGUAGGAAGCAGGUAUGGGGACUCAUCAUCAGUCCUGGAUAGAUCGAGAGGGGGCUCAGAUAGAAAUCAAACCUCAACGCGGUCUAAUUCAGGACAAGCUUGUUCAUCUUGCAAAAAGUUAUUUGAUGAUAAAGACUCUCUUAUAAGCAAACUUCAGAGCGAUGUGAAACACAAAGAUCAAGAGAUUGCUGAACUCAAGAGCCAAUCAGAUCGCAGGUCAGACUCGAGGGCGGGCGACUCGGAUAAAAGGGAGAGACGAGGAUUAGAGCGAAGAAUUUCAGAGCUCGAAGAAGAACUCAAGGCCAUGGAGCAACUAAAGUCUGACAAUCAGCGACUGAAGGACGAGAAUGGUGCCUUAGUCCGGGUUAUCAGCAAGUUAUCCAAAUGAGGCCUACUGAUCCCUCUCCCCGGGCACGACUCCUCCACCACCACUAUCGCCUCCAAACCGUCUCAUCGGCUCCCUUGUCGCCAUCAGUUUCGUCAUCGUCACCGUCAUCGUCGAUCACCACCCGUAGUUUUUGUCUCGCCAGCCAGAACGACCAUCGUGAGGUUUCCAUCACGUGUCCUCGAUUCUGGGCGCUCACGCGCGACAUUCCUGCUGCUUAGGGCUGGCUUUGUUAAACCCCCCUCCCCUCCCCCUUCACAAAUCCAUCUCGUCUUCCUUUCUUGGUUUUCAUACCAUCUCAGUUUCCUCCUCCUUCUUCAUUUGCAUGAUUUACUUCGAAAGAUCGCUCAGUCUUUCUUUUAUACUGUUGUUAAUGAUGGAUAUGUCCCCUCCCCUUUUUGUACGCUUGUCCUUUAGCGCUUUGCUUUUGUAGCUGAAUGUGGUAGCAUAGUCUUGACAGGAAUCAAACGUUCCUCCGAGCAUCAGAAUGCUGAGCUCUUGGAGAACUUUGUUGAAGAUAACCUGUUCGUUGUGGGAUGUGUUACCGUGGCGAUGGGUGCUACUGGAGGUCAUAAGGUCAGGCUAAGCAGGAAUGCCCAAUCGUGCGCUGAGUGCAAGGAGGAUGCGUGAUGGAUACGACAGCGAAUCAGCUGACCGAGAUUUGACCAAUCAGGAAGGGGCGCGAUGGAGGAAGGUGUGCCGGGGGAACAGAGUGGGCACCCUCGGAUGUGUGUUUAUAAAUAGCUUAGAAAAAAAAGAAGAAAACUAUUUAAAAAAAGAGUCCUACAAAACAGAGUCUGCCGAAUGCCUUCAACGAAUCUACCCCAAUGCUAGAUUCGGAGAUAUCUCUCAUACCCGAUGAGGACAAUGCUGCCCUCUGUAGUUGGGAUGUGGUGAUGUUAGCACGUUUCAAGUGGAAAGAACACAAAAUGGCCAAAGUUUAUGGUAUAGAGGAACACCCUUUAUCAGCGUAAAAUAAGAACCUCUGUUUAUAGAAUUGGCGUUUCUCGUAAGAUGGUAAUGAAGCCUUUAGGGAGCCCUCUGUAGGCAAAAAAGUGCGUAGCUGAGACAAAAGAACUAGAACCAUGAUAGACUUUGGGCCAAGAGCUAUGGACAAUUUUUUUUUCAUCAUCAUCUUAUGUUUUAGUCAUUAUGUCAUUUUUCGAUUACAGGUAUUCAUUUUGAUUAUAUAUGUAUGAAUGAAUACUCAUCACAAUUUGUAAUUUCUCUUUGAAUUCUAUGUCUCGAAAUAAUCAUUCAACUCUUAGGAGUUUUUUCCUCUAAUAUGUUUGGGGAUGUUUGUUACAAUAUAGGCUUGCUUGAUAAGCUAGCAAAUGAUUUUUCUCGAUCAAACAGUUAUAAUCAAUUAGUAAUGUCUUCCAGGGGGUCGAUCGGCAUGUUUAUCGCUGCGAUUCACUCUCUUAUUUUACGUGUUAUGAUGAUUUGGGGGCUUUUGCUGAGUCUUUUCACUGAAGUUAACCGAAUAGAGACUGGUAUAUGAUCUUUGUUUGUAAUUGUGAUGAUUGGUGGAGAUUUCUGUACAAUAGAUGAUAACGAUCUCUUUGGAGUGUUUAAUAAGAGGAGUACUUUAACCAAACUUGUAGUAUCUAGACACGAAUAGCAACCAUUUAUUAUUAUCAAUUACGUGAUUGUAGUUAAACGAUUACCGGAGUUUAAUAUUCCUUUUGUGAUCAGGAUGAAUUUAUUCUCGUCUUUUUCUUCUGGAUGCUGUUUUCAUUUGGUUUCUCUUCAUUUAAUAAUUAUAUUUUGAUGUGGUAGGUCAGAAACACUACUAGCAUAUCAGAUGAAUUUUGAUAAAUUCAUUAUUUUAUCUCAGAGAAAAUUCAUCUGAGGUUAUUGAAGAAAAAAAAGGUGAUUAUUGAUUAUAAUAGUAGGAUUGUAAGCAUUUAAAAAGCAACGGUAAGGAAUGUAGAUUUUGUGUGCAAUAAUUACGAAGCUUGUGUAUUAUCAACUGUUUUCCAGUACGAUCUAUUUAUUGGAUUGCUGUAUCUCUCACUGCGCGUAGUUCCAAUCUCACGUUGGAAACCAGCUAAGUUACACUUAGAAUAGAAGUGAUACUUGUCGUAGUUCACUUCACAUCAAUUUUUUUCUUUCUCACUGUAUCUAGAUAAUAUGACACCUGUCUCAGUGGUGCUUUUGCGUUGUCGUGAGAGAGCGAAAGAAAGAAAGAGAGCGUGUGAGAGUAGCGAGAGAUGCGUGAUGUAGCUUAAGAGAGACGGGAACUCGACAGAAUUUAUCAUGUAGUCCUUCAUCAUGUCUCCAUUUUUUUUUCUUUUUGUAGAACCCAACACAUGUGCAUAGAAUCAAACUACAAAGCACUUUAGUGCUCUAUCAAACAUGUAUCUAUAAAGGCAUUGUUACUGCUUUGUAAUAUUGUUAUUUUUUUUCUAUUAUUACGAUUAUCAUUAGAGUCAGUUACAAUGCAUGAGUAUUUGUGCGGUGCUAUUAUGUGUCUUCUCGACUCUAGUCACUAGCAAGCAUGUUUUAUUUUCCCUCUCAUAGUCGCCCCUUUUUCUUUUUUCAUCUUAUUUUUAGAAUUAAAGCAGUCCUCAGGUACGACUACACAUUACUUGACAUUCAAUCUGCACAUGUUAAGGCAUAGCUUUUGUAGGAAUUCAAUGCUCUAUUGGUUAAUUGCUUGCUUUAAAAAUGCAUCAUCACGCAUUUUCUUCUUUCUUGCUUCAGACAAAAACCUUUCACUUUUCAAUGUCCCAAGUUUGCAAGACAUUGAAAUCUCGCAAUGUCUUUUAAUUGUAUAGUGGUCACACUUUCUUGACCCUGGCUAGAACACGGGUUUUCUCUCUCUAUUAAAAAAAAGGAGCGUGAUAGCUCCAGGUUCACUUAGAUAAACCAUGGCGACUCCAUUUUUUAUCAAAGAGACCCAAUUCGAUCUCAGAUUCAGUUCUCUUUUUUUCUCUCUCUCAAAUUAACCACUCUGAUAACUCAAGCCUUAGAGUAUUAAAUAUAUUGUUUAGGAUUUUUUUUAAAGUCAGAUUUAAUAUUCUCCUGCCGUGGUCUGAAAUCUUUUGUAUGUUUGCUCAAUAGAGGUUUAAAGUAGCAAGAGUUUUAGGUGAUACUAUUUUAUUCUCUCGUUGUAGCACUCGAUGUCUGAUUUGCAGAUCAGUUUAAGCACUAGUGGAAAUAGAUCUUUUAUUGCUGUCCUCUAAAAAAAACAUAACAAUGCUUUCUGAUCUGAUGUCCAUAGAGUCAUGUUUUUGUGUGGUGCCUUCAUCCACAUUUAGGGGGUGCAGUGCUUUAAUCAAUUGAAUGCAAUGAUAAUGAAAAUAGCUUUAAUAAACCUGUAAUGUUCGAAUAAGGUUAAGUCAAAAUUCAUAAAUGAUAACAAUGAAAUAAUUGUCAUCAAAUUAAGGGGGAAAAUUAAUAAGACAAUUUCACAUAUUAUGUCUCAGAUUAUGUCUUUUUUUGUUGUUGAUAUCAUGCCCCCAAGUAAAAAAAGUUCCUCUCUAUGAAUUGCUCACCUUUGCAAAGCUUUGUUUUGAUGCUUUAGCAGAUUUUGGGAAGAAGGAGUUAACAAAACAUGAUGUUUAAUAUUAUAUACUCAAUUAAUUAGGGAAUUUUUUAGAUUUUUGUAAAUGAUUGGAUUUUAAAGAAAGGGAAUAGAGGGAGCUGUAAAUGAUAAUUCAAUGAUUUUUUUUUCCUUCCUAAGUUUCUUGGCAAUCUUGUAUUCUUAGUGUGUCAAUGUUUGUAUGAAUGUGAGUGUGGGUGCGUGCGUGUGUGUGCGUGUGUUUGUUGCUUUCUCCUUCUCUUGGACUGUUCAAAUUAUUACUAUAGGAGUAGCCUUAAGACUCUGGGGCUACGUUUCAACCACCCGCUCAUACCACCCGCUCAUACACCUCAAAUAGGUGUAUGGUAUCUUCCAAUCUUUUUUUUUUUUUUUUUUUUUCUCGUAAUAUGGCAUGCACCUAGCCAUCCCUGGAUUUUAAAAAAGAAAGAAUAUUGUCUUCUUGUACUAGUCUCGUAUUCAGCCACUGUAGAGCAUUUUUUAAUUUCUCUUGCUUAAGCCAUUGUAUCAGGUGUGGAGUGCAGUGCCUAUCUAAAAAAAAAAAGUUUUUGUAAAUAUAUUUAAAAAACAAAGAAGGAAGUACACAUUAAUAGAAGGCAUGAUUUGAUUCAACCAAGAGCCUUGGAUAUCGGGAAGAAAAUUACGCAGGGGGCAUGUUCGAACAUUGUGUUUUCCAAUCGUUUCAUUAUAUAACAUAAGAUUGCAGUCCAGUUUUCAACUCAUAUAUUACAGCAAUUAAGAAAAGAGAGUAGCCCUGACAAGUUUGCCUUAUUCAAACAAAAAUGCCAUCGGGGCUAUUCUGUGAGAUUUAAUCACGUAGCAGUUUGAAACAAUCGCUCAAGUCAGUUAAGCUUGGGGUGCUAGUAUAUUUUUUUGUUCACUUUUUUUGUCCCUUCCGCCGUAUUUUAUUGUAAACGGGGGAAGGGCUUUGGAAAGUGGUUAUAAUCAUUCAAUCAUUUGGAGUGCGAUCUAAUUGAUUAAAAAAUAGGAUAUUUUGCAUAGACUUUCAUUGCAGAGAGUUCAAUUAUAUGAAUAUUAUUAUCCAAAUUCUAAUUAUCACUAUAUGUAGUCCAUGGUAUGAGGACAGCUGUACAGAGUAGAUAUUUUGUAGGCUAAUAUUGGUGCUUUAUAAUGUGGCAAGUGGGAGUUCGAAGAAUAAACACUUUUUUUUUUUGUAUGUGAGUUGACUAUUCCCAUGUUGGAAUUUACACAACUUCUUGGUAAAUCUAUGCACUUGUGUUUUUUUUUCUUUCCUCCGCUGUCUGUCUACCCCCCUCGUUUGUCUUGCUUUUUUAGUUCAAUUGUUUCCAAUCAUUUUGAAGAUCGAUAUGAUGUUUGAAGGACAGGAUGACGAGUAGUGGUACUGUUCGCCUGUCUUGAUCGACACUCUUUCGCAAGAGAAUACGCUACUUGUGAAGAUACCCAACAUCUUGCUCGAUGGAAAUUCAAAACUACUGGUUGAUUGAGUGUGCAUGGGAGCAUUGAUCAUGAAGAAACAUUUCAGUAAUUCACUAGAGUUUGAAAUUCAACUUUUAUUUUGUUUUCUCCACCACUUUCCAUCUUUAUAAUUAGUUGUUAAAAACCCUGAAUCUACAUUUUGACAUUCCUUAAAGUUAUUAAAAACUUUUUUAGCGUCACUGAGAUGUCCCCGAUAUCUAAUUUUAAAAAAGAGAGAGCACUUACACCAUGUGAGUUUGAUGGUAUAUACACUGUCUUUGUUGUUGACUAGGAAGGGAAUUCCCCUAAAAUGGAGAAAUGGGGAUUCCCCUCCUGUGAGUCUGCAAGGGCGUGGCUUUGUUUUGGUUGCCCCUGUUAUGAAAAGUGGUGGAAAAUGAAAAAAUUGGUUGAGUUUAUACUGAAGAACUAUUUAUCACUGCAUUAGUGUUUUUUUUUGUUCCCAUGGACAAAUUUGAUAUGAAAUGUUUCCAAGAACUCAUCAACCAACUAGAAUGUUUUAAACUUCCAAUCAGUUUGAAGUGUGUGUUGGAUAAUUAUCAAACCAAUGGCUAUCAUAGUCAUUAUGGAUGCUUCUGACAAACAUAGCUUACUGCAUAUGGCACUUAGAGUAAUGAGUGUAUACCAAACUGAAGGUAGCAGCUCAUUAUUUAUCUAACAUUGUGAAAGAGACACACAAACCGCCAUUUUGUUCAUCCUGUAUCAUUUCUUCCAAGUUCCUUUCACGUGUAAAACUUUCAUUGCACAAAUUCUUUGUAUAAAAAAACAGAAUGUAAAAUCAGAAGAAUGGGGUUGAAAUUUUUUGUGAAUACGAACUGUUCCUUGUUCUUGUGAAUUACUAUGUUAUGGAGCACAGUUUCACGAUUGUAUUUAUGAAAUAAUUCUGUAUCUAUUUACCUUGUUAACUCUCUCCAUGUUUAUGACUGUGUUGUACAGUGCUUGUUACUAAAUACAAAAUUAUAUAUGUUCCUGUAGAGGAGUUUAACUAGUAGAAACACAAUGUAUUCUCUUUUUAUUAGUUUCAGGAAAGAAGAAAAAGGAUCUUCGUUUGCUCUUCUCUCUCUCUUCAUUAUUUAUCUUUUUUUGUAACUAUUUUAAGUUUUAUUUCAUAAUGUGUUUCUAUGUAAGAGGAGAAAGGCCACUCUGGCUUUGUCAUAUUAAAAUAGUUCUCAACAUGAAA